Molecule: messenger RNA, 1236 nt
Organism: Pseudo-nitzschia multistriata
Lineage: Eukaryota; Bacillariophyta; Bacillariophyceae; Bacillariales; Bacillariaceae
Source: the annotation of a GenBank genome assembly
CUUCAAUUGAAUUGAGCUCUUGAAUAGAUCAUUCAAUCCCUUUCAAUCGACACGUCCACGUACACAUAAAUACGCACAUCCUCCUCGCUCAGUCAAUUGAAUAAAUCAACCAUGUCGCGAGCCACUUCUACCCCUGGCGGAAAGCCCCCCCUCUAUAAAAUCGUCAUGCUCGGAGACUCGGGAGUCGGAAAGACCUCUCUGGUAGCCCGACUCACCAACCCCGAUAGGCCGCUGAACCACGACAUCUCUGCCACGAUGGGCAUCGAGUUCGACACGCAGAUGCUAGACACACCCCAGGGGAAGGUCAAGGCGCAGAUUUGGGACACGGCCGGCCAGGAGCGCUUUGCUCGCGUCCUGUUGCCGACGUACUUCCGCAAGGCCAAAGGCGUCAUCCUGGUAUACGACAUUACCAAUGCUAAGAGCUUCGAGAGCUUGAGCGAGAGAUGGAUGGCCCAGCUGAACGAUCACUCCAACGCGGACGAUCUGGCCAAGCUGCUCGUGGGAAACAAGUCCGAUCUGGAGUCGAGCCGAGAGGUCACAUCGGAAAAGGCCUCGGCCUUUUGCCAGGAGUACGGGAUGGAGUUUUUGGAGACCUCGGCCAAGUCUGGAGACAACGUCCUGCAGGCCUUUGAAAAGCUCAUCGGGAUCGUCCACGACCGAGCCCUCAACGCUUCGAAGGCCAAAGGCGGCGUCGGAGGCGCAGGUGUCGGAGGAAACGGAAGCGGUGCACCGAAGGGCGCCUCGGAUUCCGGAAAGAGCGACGCUGCCGGCGGCGAUGGUACCGUCAAGCUAGAAGACUCCGGUGCGGCGGGCGGAGCCGAUGCCAAUGCGUGUGGGUGUUAGGAGUUGUGUAUGUGUACGUGAACAACACAACGCUAUAUCCAUUCGAUUGAUUUGAUUUGGAUCGAAUUGGAUUGGAUUGGCUGGUAAUCUCGUGUAUGGAACGAAGAAGGGACUGCUUGACUAACAAACCAAGUGACUAACUUCUCGUUCCAUCACAAGAAAAGACUGAAUGAACUAAUGAAUGGUUCAUUUCUUUUUUUAUCGCGAUUAAUUCACUCGGUUGGUUAGUUCCACUUGUCGGUUAUUUAUUCCUUCGUGCAAUCCAGUCAGUCGUCGGUCGAUGAAUGGUGAGUGAGCCGAAAUCAUACGGCGUAGGCAAGCACACGAUGCACAACAUGUACCGUACGCAUUUGAAAUGCAACACACAAUGCACAAUACAAACACACAAUCACA